GUUUACUUCGUGCUUUGAAAGUGUUGUGUAGCUAGUCCAGCUCUUGUGAAAAAUAGAAAAAAACAUAAUUUUUUUUCUUCAAAAUUAUUUGUUGUUUUUAGUGCAUCGUGUUUCAAUUUCGUGUUUUUAAUACGAUAGAUACUCAAAAAACCCAAUUUACGAUUUUCGGUGCAAACGAAAUUCGCAGUCGCAUUUAAAUCGGUCCGAACAGGCAUCUAUAUAGAUAUAGUUUCCAAAGAGCUCCCAAGAUGAACAAGAUGCGAAAUGUUCUGAAGCUUGUGGCCCAGCAACGCCUGCCGAAUGUUAUUCAAAUUCGCAAUUCCUGCGGCGAAAGCAAGGUUUCCAGGGGUCUGGUGGUUGGUCUUUACCAGAAGGAGGGCGACAAGGACCCCAAACUAACGCCAGCUGGCGAAAAGAUCAACGAUCGUCUGCACGGCAAGCUGAACGAGCUGAUUUGCGAAACGAAAAUCACUGGCCAUCUGGGAAGGGGCAAGGUGUUCAACAACGUUGAUCCCGAAUUCAAGAGUUUGGCGGUGGUUGGCGUCGGUCUCGAGGGCAUUGGCUUCAACGAACUGGAAAUGCUGGACGAGGGCAUGGAGAAUGUUCGUGUGGCAGCUGGAAUCGGAGCGCGAUCUCUUCAAGAAAUUGGCGUAUCAGAGGUCUUUGUGGAUGGCAUGGAUUAUGCGGAACAGGCGGCCGAAGGUGCCGUUCUCGCCAUUUGGCGGUAUUGUGACAUGAACUCGAAGAGGAAGGGCCCUCACAUUCCCAAACUGGAGCUCUACGAAUCGCCCGACUACGAUAGUUGGACCCGGGGCGUCUUCAAGGCGGAGGCGCAGAACUUGGCUCGCAGGAUGUGCCAAACGCCCGCCUGCUGCAUGACGCCCACUCUGUUCGCCCAGGCGACCGUGGAUGCCCUGUGUCCGUGCGGCAUCACUGUGGAGAUCCGCACCAUGGAAUGGAUCGAGCAGCAGCGCCUUCACUCCUUCCUCAUGAUUGCCAAGGGCAGUUGCGAACCGCCCGUUCUGAUGGAGAUCACCUAUUGCGGCACGAGUCCCGAGGAUAAACCGGUUUUAUUCCUGGGCAAGGGAAUAACCUUUAAUUCGGGUGCCAUAAACCUGAGGCCAUGCCAGGGCAUGGAUGAGUAUCGGGCUUGCAUGUCGGGUGCGGCAUCCUGUGUGGCCAUGAUGCGAUGUUGUGCGGCAUUGUCCCUGCCCAUCAAUGUCUGCUGCAUUAUUCCGUUGUGCGAGAAUAUGCCAUCGGGCAUGGCCUGCAAGCCGGGCGAUGUUGUCACCCUGAUGAAUUCCAAAUCCAUGGCUGUAAGGGAUCUGGACAAGGCCGGCGUGGUUGUGAUGGCGGAUCCAUUGCUCUACGGCCAGACCACAUAUAAACCCCGCUUGGUUGUGGACGUGGCCACCUUGGGUGAAGGUGUUAAGAAGGCUUUUGGCGGCGGUGCCUCGGGAAUAUUCUCGAAUUCCCACUACAUUUGGAAGCAAUUCCAGUCGGCGGGUGCUCUGACCGGCGAUCGAGUCUGGCGAUUGCCGUUGUGGAACUACUACAAGAAACAGGUCACCGAUGAGAUGGGCUACGAUAUGAGUAAUGACGGUCGGGGAUUGGCCAGUUCCUGUUUGGCGGCAGCUGUGCUUCACGAACUGGUUCCCUGCGUGGAUUGGGCCCAUCUGGACACCCGAGGCACUGGCAUGCUGACGAAGUUCGGACUGAUACCCUACCUCACCAGCAAAUACAUGACGGGCCGACCCACUCGCACCCUGGUGCAGUUCCUCUACCAAAUGGCCUGUCCCGCCGAUCCAAAGUGAAGGAUUCGGAUGGCAAGUCGGCGGAAUCCGAUCUGAGUCGAAUCGAAUCGAAUUGCACGCCAGUGCCUGGCAUUGCAAAGAUGGUUUUAUGAGAUGAGAUACAUGUCGGUAUAUUCACGCAACGUGGGUGCGGCACCUGCUCCCCAUUUAGAAUGUUUUGUGAGCUGUCCUUGUGGAGUGGCGAAUUAUCUUCGAUGUCUGUUGAGUGUCCAUUGUUUCCAAAUCGAGUGUAUGACAUGUGUGUAAAUAAAAAUAUAUAGUUUUUUAAAAAAAGA
This is a messenger RNA of Drosophila ficusphila, 2089 nucleotides long. RefSeq names its product cytosol aminopeptidase. Gene Ontology annotation, biological process: proteolysis. The record is from RefSeq and is a predicted model, not a curated record. Gene Ontology annotation, cellular component: cytoplasm. The coding region runs from base 249 to 1814 and encodes 521 amino acids. The transcript has a single exon. Lineage: Eukaryota; Metazoa; Arthropoda; Insecta; Diptera; Drosophilidae. Gene Ontology annotation, molecular function: metalloaminopeptidase activity; manganese ion binding.